AAAUGCUGUUUCACUAGUGCGGUUAUAUCAUGGACCACAGCAUUUAAAUUGAAACUGAAAGGAAAACCAUUAAGAAUAGUAAUAUAGUUUAGUUUCCCUGGUUUGUAGGUAACUUUGUACAAACAAACGCACUUCAUGACUUUGAGACGGUGUGAGUAGCCAUCAUCUGGUGAUUGUGGAGGGUGAGGGGGGGAGCGCUUUUCCCAUUAUUCCCUCCCACCUUCCCUCAUGUGGGACGGAACGGAGCUUCGGAGUUUCCUGGAGCUCCGCCAGACAGGCAGCUGAGGACGAGGAGGAGGACGCCGGUCAUUCCCCAUUAGGACUUCCACAAGGUGGAGACAGCAGCAGACGCUUUAACUGGGCUGUAACGGCUGGAAAAGACGUGCAAAGACUCCUCGCAGCCGCUGCUGCUGCUGCUGUUGCGCAGCAUCCUGCUUCUCAACUUGGACUGUUGCCUGCUCUCCAGCUUCUCUCCUAAGCACAGCUACUUUUAUUUGAUUUCUUUGGCAUUUUUAUGUCAACUUUUCCUCCGUGGAUAUCUUUGUGGAAGUACCUUGUUCAGUGUGUUUUUUGCUUGAACUCAUCUCGUGGUGAUGAUGAUGAUGAUGGUGAUCAAGAUGCUCCCCUUCAAGCCGUCCGUAGUGUUUGACACACUCCAAGGAGCAAUAUCGGAUUGUACUCAAACCAUGCGGAAUCAUUGGUAAGGUGUAUUUUUUCGGCGGCGUGUCUGGAGAAGACCAGCCCGAGGAUGGCAGGAGGGAACCGGGAGCUGACGGUCACCUCCUCCCCCGCAGUCGCAGCCAAUGCCGAGGGAGAGGAGAUUGAAGUGUUGGAGAGCACCGAUGUUCUUCCUGUGGCUCCGGAGGACCAAUGGAAGGCUCUGUUCGAUAAGUAUGACCCAGAGAAUUCAGGCUUCAUCAGUACAGAGCGGUUCAGGGAUCUUUUGGCAACCCAUGGCUCUGAGCUUGACCCCCACAAACUUGAAGUUCUCUUGGCCCUCGCAGAUGGUAACUCCGAUGGAAAGAUCUGCUACCAGGACUUUGUCAACCUGAUGAGCAACAAGCGCUCUAACAGUUUUCGGAGGGCCAUCCUGCAGGGGAGCAGGCAAAUAAAAGGCAGCAGUCUCCGAGAUGAGGUCGGUUUGGGUCUGUCUCAGCGACUGGUCCGACACGUGGCUUAUGAGACGCUGCCCCGUGAAGUCGAUCGCAAGUGGUAUUUUGACAGCUACAACUACUGGCCCCCACCCUGGCUAAUUCUGACCAUCACCAUUGUCGAGGUAGUUGUGUUCUUAUAUUAUGGAUGUCAUCUCGACCGUCUGGUUCUGCAGGUGUCUAGCCCAUCAUUCCUUAAGAGCCCUCUACCUUACCACCCUCAGCUCCGGGCCCAGGCCUGGAGGUACUUCAGCUAUAUAUUCAUGCACACUGGGAUUGAACACCUGAGCCUAAACAUGGCCAUGCAGCUGCUGGUAGGAGUCCCCCUAGAAAUGGUGCACGGAGCCGUGAGGAUCGGACUCAUCUACGUGUGUGGUGUGCUGGCAGGGUCUCUGGCGGUGUCUGUCACCGACAUGACGGCUCCCGUGGUCGGCUCAUCUGGCGGUGUGUACGCCCUGGUCUCUGCACACCUGGCCAAUGUAGUUAUGAAUUGGUCAGGGAUGAAGUGUCAAUUUAAAUUAUUCCGGAUGGCCAUGGCUCUGGUGUGCAUGAGUGUAGAAUUUGGGCGUGCCGUGUGGCUACGCUUCUAUCCCCCAGCGUUUCCUCCUUGCCCUAACCCCAGCUUUGUAGCUCACCUGGGUGGGGUGAUGGUGGGUCUCACACUGGGUGUGGUGGUCCUGCAGAACUACGAGCAGCGGCUCCAGGAGCAGUCUCUGUUUUGGAUCUUCUUCUGCGUCUACACCUUGUUCGUGCUCUGCGCUGUCUUCUGGAACAUUUUUGCCUACAGCUUGCUUGACGUGCGAUUGCCCCCACCGCCGUGACAU
Dunckerocampus dactyliophorus (ringed pipefish) is the source of this 1975-nucleotide messenger RNA. It is a transcript of the gene rhbdl3, whose product is annotated as rhomboid, veinlet-like 3 (Drosophila). Lineage: Eukaryota; Metazoa; Chordata; Actinopteri; Syngnathiformes; Syngnathidae. Gene Ontology annotation, cellular component: membrane. Gene Ontology annotation, molecular function: calcium ion binding; serine-type endopeptidase activity. Bases 749 to 1972 code for a protein of 407 amino acids. The record is from RefSeq and is a predicted model, not a curated record. The transcript has 10 exons.